Acanthocheilonema viteae is the source of this 5304-nucleotide messenger RNA. NCBI's taxonomy places the organism in Eukaryota, Metazoa, Nematoda, Chromadorea, Rhabditida, Onchocercidae. The record is from the annotation of a GenBank genome assembly.
AUGAAUGUGCAUCAGAUUUUGACUGGGGCUCUUAACCGUGGUGAUGAAGUUUUCAGUGUUGGAACGAUCGAUGAUCUUAGUUUUACGGCUUGCGCAGUUGGUACGAAUGUCGUGAUAUUUUCGUCCUCCUUCGAGCGUGUGCAAGUUAUUACACCUCCAAGCUGUGCUGAGGGAUUACUAGUGAAUUGUGUAGCUGCUUGCUGUGAAACUGGAAAGAUUGUAGCAACAUACAGUGGCGUAGUGCGCAUUUAUGAGCCCAUUACGCGAACCGAAGAUGGAACUAACGGUUUCACAUACCAUUGGGUUGAAACCUAUAGCCUUCUUCUGAAGUACACAGUGGAUAAAAUACAUUGGAGUUUGCAAGGCUUGCGACUUUUGAUUUGUGGCGGUGAUGCGCUUCACCUUUAUCAGAAUUUGCUUCUUUCUGCUGCUCUAGAUAUUAAACUGGAUACCGUAACAUUCGGAAUAAUUGAAGAGGAAAAUGAAUCUGAAAAUGAGGCAGUUUCGUUUUGGGACUGUGUUUGGUCGCAGAAAUUAGCAGCUAAACCAAGAUUUGUGGCUAGUUCGCCCGAUGGAGCGUAUUUUGCUACUUGUGGUAUUUCAGAUUGUUUGGUAAAAAUAUGGUUUCAGAGAGAAGAAUCUAGUGGUAGUGCAGGGAACAGAGGAAAUGGCGUUUCAUUUGGUUUUAGUUAUGUGCAACACCCCCAGCCAGUUGCUGGUUUUGAAUGGCGAAAAGUUCCUCGUUAUAUGUCACGGCAGUAUGUUCAGAAUGCUUUGCUCACCUGGUGUGAAGACAAAACAGUUCGGAUUUGGAAAGAAGCUGCUACUGUAUCGCUGGACUUCCAAACUGUGAUUAGCAAUGUUGAGAUGAUAUCUCUCGACAAAAAUCCCGCAACAGAAUGUUGUUCUAAAAAACCUUCACUUCGGGCUACUCGAGAAAAGAUCAGAUCAUUUCUUAAAAAAAUUGUGGAGAGAAAGGCACUUGCAGGUGAAAUAAUGCCACCAACAAGAUCAUCUGUUUCCAGAAAUACUUCACUGUAUGAAAUUGCUUCAGGGAAACACACUGAUUCUGGUCCUGCAUUUUAUCUAUGCACUACUAUAAAUGCUCAGAAUGAUUGUCUUUUGGUUCCAUCCUUGGAAACAUCUGCAGAUCAAAGACCUUUCAUGAUUCACUGGUUAAACAAUAAAGCGAUUGUUUAUGAUACUGGUGUUGAAAGAAUUAUGGUGGAAGCGCUGAGCAGUGAUUGUUCUGCAGAACCGAGUGAAAUUGAAAAUUCAGUCAGAAAAAGUGUGCUGCAGUCGCAAAAUUUGCUGACUGAAUCUUUGCAUAGUAACAAAGGACAUAAUAUUGAUGAUACCAAGGUGGCAUCAGCUGGUCCAAUGCAACAAAAUGAGGUCUUAGAUGACACACUUGCCAGUCCUGUCAAUGGUGCAACCAGAGUUUUUUCCAAUGAGACAACAUCGUUGAAAGAUUCUAUGGAUUUAAAGCUAAAUAUCCUCAUACGAGAAUGGAAGAAAUCCACCGACAUUUUAUUUGCUGUACAUCCUGCUGACGGUAGCUUACUAACCUGGACAGUCGAAUGGCUUGAUGAUCCGUUGCGACAACCCACUGUUAGUUUCACUUCGCGAUUUCCAUCUGCAUUUUCGCUUUCAGAUGCAAUGUCAUUAAAUCCUUCACUGAGAGUAUACUAUCCUCAGAAUUUUCUUCAUGAACAAUUUACCGAGAAGUAUGCUUCUGGCGGGAUUUCCCAAAUAUUUGAACGGAGAAAUACAAAUUUGCUUUAUUUGCUAACUCAUCAUAACAACGGAUCUUUGAAUUUAUGGAAUUUGACGUUUGAAGACAAUGAAAAAUUUAAUACAGUGGUUAAUAUAUCGCAUGCUUCAAGGAUGUGUGGUCAUCGUUACAAAAUUUCACAGGUCAUUGCUCAUCCGGUGCUUCCUCUUGUGCUUACAACGAGCCACUACAAUUACAUAACGCAGAAUACUGAAGAGACGGGAAAGGCUGAAUUAAUUUUAUGGAAGGUAAAUCCUGUUGGACCGCUCUGUAAAUGCGGUGGCAUUCGAGAACUGGCGCGAAUGACAAGCAAUUCAUCUGAUGCAUUUACAGCCGUUACUUGGUUGCCAUUGAUUUUGUCAAGUUCAUUGUUGGGAUCGCUGUCGACUUCACCGAGCUCCUCCUUUGUGGCUAAUAGUUCUGGACAUAUCAACAUUUACCAAGCCAUCGUUGAUGCGGCGGAAUUUCUCGCAGAUAUACAUGCUUCUGGAAGAAAAAACGUCUCCCCUUCUGAAAGCAGUUGUUCGACUAAUAGUGGGAAGGCUUAUGAUAUCCGAAAUAAGCAAAAUAUGACGAAAAGUUAUGAUAUCCAAAAUAAACAAAAUAUGAAGAAAAUGUUUAAAGUUGUUUCAACGCAGUCAUCGACAAAGCCUGGCUGCAUACUUUUAUUGUCGAGUAUUAAUGCUGCUUCGUGUGCAGAUAAUGUUUUGCUUAUUCAUGCUUUCAAUGAACGUUUACUAAUUUCCAAAGAUGGUUUUUCUGGUACCACAGACACUUCGCAAAAUUUAGCAACUGAAGGAACAAAUGUCAGUCGUUAUUAUUUGGUAUUAUUUGAGAAAGAGAAGGAUUUUCUUACAAGAUUACGUAUGUGGUUGAUUAACAUUGGGAUAACGGAUUUUGAAGGAGAGAUUGAAGAUGCCUUGCCUGCAAAAUAUUCGUCGGAUUCAGUCAAUGUGACUGUAAAUGAGAAUUCCUUGAGCAAAUUGCAACUCAGUACUAAUCUAAUUUACGAUGAUCAUGUUAUACUACCGGAUGGUGUUUCCCUCGUAGUACUGUUACUGAUGAAAACUAAUACUAAUACUAGUAUUGCUCGAAUCGGAUCGAGGCGCACGAUUUAUAGUAUUUUUGGACACAAAGAGCUAAGUAAACAAAGGGUGGUUUUGGUGGAGCCAGCAGCAGGUCAUCUGCCGUCGUCAAAUCUUUAUCCCACAUGUAGGGCACCUUAUCAUGUUCUUUUGGCAUGCAGCGACGAAAAUGUCCGAUUUUAUGAAUGUAUAAGAAUUAUUGAAAGUGGUGGGUCAAUUAGUUACAAAUGGAAGACAUGGGGAAUGAUUAGCAGUACCAUGGAUUCGAAUAUAGAGAUGGAUGGUAAAGGUCAAAUAUAUUCUAUAUCAGCGGCUCACAGUAAUCGAUUUGCUUGUGCAUACUUUCCCGAAGGUAUGACUAAUGCAACUUCAUCGAUAAGUAGCAUCAAAGUUGGCGUAUUUGAAUGUGAAUCGUCAGGUGGCGUUGAAUGGCUUUGUGAAGAUACAAUCAUUGUCAAUCUUCGACACAGGAUGAAGGAAGGAGCCGAAAAUUACCUCGGAAGAUCAGAUACAGCUGUUUCAGAAUUUUGUACAGGCAUGCCAAUCAAUAAUGUAUGUCUAAAAUGGGUUUCUGCUGAAGAUGGUUCACAUAUUCUUACAGUAGCAUUGGGUACAUACAUCUUUUUAUAUACUCAAGUAUCUCAAGGUGCUGCACAAAGAAAUAUUGUAAUGAUGAAAGAACAUGACACAUAUCGUCGAGGUCCUCUGAGAAAGGCUUCUUCACUUGCAAAUCCGGAAACCAUAUCAACUCGUUUGGUGCGAUGGCUUUGCAUACGAUUUUUAGAGCUGAAAUCAGCUGAUAGUUUACCACCGCUGCCAACAACAUUGGGUUGGGUUCGUGACGGUUUAUUGAUUAUCGGUAUGCAGAGUGAAAUGCGUUGUUACAGUCAAUGGAAUUUCAAAGCAGAGUUCCCGAAGAAAAAAUUGGCGGAAGUCACUAAAGAUCUUUCAAGACUUAAAUCGUCUAGUCAUCUUGCGCUUGCUGGUUUGGGUAUCUCUUCAUAUUCUAGCUUGGAUCAGUUAUCAAAGAAAUUUAAGCAAGAGCCUGUCCCUUUGAACAAGCAAAAACUAUACAAAGAUCUGCUACAAAGGAUGUAUUCGGCACCUUAUGAUUUGCAAACAUUACUUUUGAAAGACGAGCAUGUACUUGAAGCCAUCAGUGAAGAAGGUUUAUUCGAAGCUGCGCGUUUGGCAAGUCCCAUUUUGCCGCAGUAUCACCCAAAGUUGCUUAUCGAAUUACUUAAUUCUGGUAGGACACGUGUGGUCAAAGCAAUAUUACUACAUGUUUUGAAAAGCUUAAAGCAGCUGAAUGUUUCAAUACCAAAUCCGUUGUCACGUGCUUCUUCAAUGCGUAAAAUGUCACUUACCAGUGGAGACUUGAAAAUGGAAGAUCUAGGACAAGACGCUACCCGAGGACUUUCUGAUACCUUUGAUGAUUCAAACUUGGAAUAUGAUGAGCUUGACGGCAUUCCACCAUUGCCGCUCCAUAUUCUAAUUUCUGCUGGUGAUCCGUUUUCAGUAGCUAAAGAGAAAGCAUCUGAAAUAUCACAAGAUGACAGUCUAGAUGCUUCACUAGAUGUGGACAAUGAGCCGAGAAAAUCACGUCAAAAUUCGUUUUCUAUGGAUAAUGUACAUACAGUUUUUGUAUCAACAAGUUUUACUGCAAGGCAUAAUCGUUUACUGACAGAAUUUCUCACUCAUACUCAUUUACCAGGUUUGUCAAGUGUUGACCAAAUGCACCUUCUGGCAGUUGCGGAUACAUUAAGCCAUUUCUCAUCGGAUAUCAUGGAUAAACUGACGCAGGCAAAUGCAGGCAUGAAAUACUCGUCUUUUCAAGCAACUCAACCGCAGAUCGUGAGCGAUGCAGCAGGUGGAUAUGCUACACCUACUGUUGGAUUUGAAACUGUUGACGAGUGUGGAUUGAGAUAUUUGAUGGCUAUGAAACAGCAUGAGUAUUUGUUAUUGUGUCUACCGUUACAGCAAAAGCAUAGUCUUCGUUCAAGAGGACUUUCACCGUCACAGAUUAUUUGGGCUUUGCAUUCUGAAACAGAAACUGAAUUGCUGAAUGCAAUUCCAUGUCUACAGAAACCCACUUUGUCAUGGGAAGAAUUGCGAUCUUUAGGAAUUGCUUGGUGGCUAAAAAAUACCUCGUCACUACGUGCCAUCAUUGAGAAACUGGCAAAAGCUGCUUUCCAAAAAAAUCAAGAUCCGCUGGAUGCAUCUCUUUAUUAUCUCCUGUUAAAGAAGAAGAAUCUAUUAACUCAUUUGUUCAAGAGCGUUAAGGACAAUAGAAUGUUGGAUUUCUUCAUGCAUGAUUUCAACGAAGAAAAAUGGAAGAAGGCAGCUCUAAAGAAUGCCUUUGUGCUAAUGGGCAAGCAACGCUUUCAGCAUGCCGCUGCAUUUUUCUUAUUGGCUGGAUCGAUUAAAGACGCUAUACAGGCCUGA